Messenger RNA from Leguminivora glycinivorella, 1836 nucleotides. RefSeq names its product mediator of RNA polymerase II transcription subunit 27 (gene MED27). Gene Ontology annotation, cellular component: mediator complex. The transcript has a single exon. Gene Ontology annotation, molecular function: transcription coactivator activity. NCBI's taxonomy places the organism in Eukaryota, Metazoa, Arthropoda, Insecta, Lepidoptera, Tortricidae. The record is from RefSeq and is a predicted model, not a curated record. The coding region runs from base 63 to 965 and encodes 300 amino acids. Gene Ontology annotation, biological process: regulation of transcription by RNA polymerase II.
GGCUAUUGUAAAUGGACGGCGUUUGCUUGCAGAAUUUAUAAAGAUUGUUCUUAUACAACAAAAUGAAUCAAACUUUAAAUGUGGACCAGCUGAAUUCAGCCCUUAAUUCGCUACGAACAUUACGGUCAAGCGUCAGCCAUGUUUUCGAGACGCUUUCAAAUGGCUUACGAGCCGACCACGGAGAAGAUGGCAAAGACAAAUUCCUUUUGGAGCUGCAAGAACUUCUAAAUAAUGUAAAUAUUAACUUGAGGGAUUUAGAUCAGACUGUAAACGGUCUUCCGGUGCCUACAACACUCACAUUAAACUUGGGGAACACGACAUACCUCAGCCAAGAAACUACGCAAGAACGCCAAGCAUACUACACGCAGUUAGUCAACAGCUACAAGUGGACUGACAAAGUGCACGAGUACAGUUCCUUCGCCCACACAUUGCUUAGCCAGAACUCUCUUAAGCGCUCGUACAUAAACUCCGGUAACACUAAGAGACGGGGCAAGCUACAAAGCAACCACAACGUAGCACCUGUACAGGUCGAUCAAGUCAUCAACAACAUCGAUCGAUCCUACAAUGACAUGAAAAUAACUAUAUCCCGCCCAUUUGCGAGCAACGCUGUUGUCCAGAUCAAUUUGAGUCAUGUUUUAAAAGCUGUUGUUGCCUUUAAAGGGCUGCUCAUGGAAUGGGUAAUGGUGAAAGGGUAUGGCGAGACUCUAGAUUUAUGGACAGAGUCUCGACACCAUGUCUUCAGGAAGGUUACAGAGAAUGCUCAUGCAGCUAUGCUUCAUUUUUACUCCCCAACACUGCCAGACUUAGCAGUGCGUUCAUUCAUGACAUGGUUGCAUAGUUAUGUAAACCUGUUUAGUGAGCCAUGUAAGAGAUGCUCAUGCCACCUACACCACACGUCGCUGCUGCCGCCAGCGUGGCGUGACUUCCGUACACUGGAACCGUUUCACGAUGAAUGCAAACAAUAGUCUUUGUGGUAUUGAACGAGAGAGUUGGGAAAAGACUUGUGUUGCGUGAACUCUCGUUCAAUAUAAGAAUGUAAAGUGUAAUGCAGGAACUGUGUAAAACUACCAGCAGGAUUGUGAUCAUAUUGUUCUAGUUCAGGUGAGUUCAUAAAUAUGUGUACACUUUUUCACCUUAUUGCAUCGAGUUAAGGUGACGAAAUGUACACAUAUAUUUAUGAACUCGACUGUUCAUAACAUCUUCAAAAGAGUCCGACAAACUAGCCAACAAAAUGCAUUCUAUUUCCUUUCAUUCUAUGGCAGAAGCUAAAUUUGUGUGACUCUCAUCGGUGCAUAAACUAUUUAAAAAAUAAAUAUGUCAACAAACUUUGUCUUUAUCUCAUCUAUGUAUUUCCCAUAAAGGAAACAAUCUUAUUUGUAUUUUUGUAAUGUUUCCUGUUAAACCUUAUACAAAUUUUAUUGCUUAUGAUCAUUUGAUAUUGGCAUAUCUUUAGUAGUGAUAAAUCAGAAUAAGGUGAUUCUGGCCAAAUCCAUCGUCAGUCAGAUAGAGCCCACCCACUAAUGACAGUAACACAUUCACUGCCAGACAAAAAUGUGUGACCACCCAUCUAGCUGGUUAUCGGGGAUCUGAGCAAUGUUCACGAGAACCCACCAGGCUGGUCCUUGGCAGUGGACACGUUAAACACAAUUGCUACCUUGUCAAUUGUGUAUCGCUUUUUAUCUGUAGUAAUUUUUAAACUUUUCAUUUAUAACAUGGUACCAGUCACACAGAGCUGCAAAAUUGCAUACUUAUUUUUCGAAUGAAUUUAAUUAAAAACUGUUUAAUUUUGCAGCUUAUGUAUGUAUGCAUGUAAUAAAAUAGGAUAUUAAUGAAUUA